CUUCCUCUUAACAGCCCCAACAUCCAGAGUCGCCGUCGCGGAGUCCCCCGUGGGUGGGGGUCUCGACGCAGACGAACGACGAGCGGGAACAGGUGACGCUGGUCGCGGUGCACUGGUUGGCUGCUCCACUUCCCGCAUCUGAAUCUGAUUUUAAUCGUAGAAAUAUUUUAUUUUUCGGAAACAUCUUACAAUGCAGCAAACUCAGGAAUGUCCCUUUAAAUCAUGUGAAGUUGGACACAAAGUCUGCAGCUUACAAGAUGACAUAUGGAAUUGGAAACACUUUCACUCAAAAAACUGUUGAUGCCCUCCAGAUAAGUCCAUUUUCCCUGAAUAUUGAUGAAAGCACUAGCAAUAACAACAAGAGGAUCCUUGCUAUCUUGGCUAGUUAUUUCUGUACCAAGCAGAAAAGAGUUUUGGUGGAACAUCUGAAAUCAGUUGAACUGAUCAAAGUAGACACGAAAAGUGUGCUCCAUGCUAUAGAUGCAGUGUUUUCAGAACUGUCUAUUCCUUGGAAUAACUUGGUAUCCAUACUUAUGGAUUCCUGCGCAGUAAUGCGAGGAUCGAAAAAUGGGCUUGAGGUGAAGAUCCGGCAAGGAAAAGCACCACAGCUACUUGACAUUGAUGGAGAUUCAUGUCACCAUAUCCACAAUGCUUGUAAGAAGUUUUGUGGUCCAUUCGAGGGAUAUGUUGAAGGGUUGGCAACAGAUCUUCAUAACGACCUGAAGUGGUCUGCAGAUCUCAAACAGAUGCUUGUUGAAGUUUGUGAAAUGCUUGAUAUUCCUUUCACUACACCGCAGAGAUUCUUGGCUCAUAGAUGGCUUUCGUGCUAUGAUAUCACAGCAGCGAACAACAUUAUGAUGGAUGCUUUCAGAGUAUUCUAUUAUGGCUUUCUUACCACUGAAGAUAAGAAACUGUAUAAGUCACCUGUCCGUGAUCUACUGGGAAAGAGGAAUGUUUCUACUAGUGGUAUGGAUAGGAUGAAAGAAAUCUGGCAUGAGCUCAGUAACAAGAAACUAACAGAAGAUGGACAACUGAGAAAGGAAAGAAUCAUUGAGAAAGUCAUUGUGAAACACAAGCAAACAGAAUUGUGCACAUCCGCUGUUUUAAAGUUGCUGAAGGAAUUUGUCUUGUUAUUUCAAAAGAAAUCGCCAAUGAUUCAUCUGCUUCAUGAUGCACAGGAACAGCUACUGAGGGAUUUCAUGGCCUGCUUUGUGAAGGCUGAACUUGUGGUACACAAAUCAGCUGCACAACUUAAAGCUAUGAAUCCUGGAAUUGAUGAAGGCCAAUUUUCUAGGAAGUCAGAUAUGUUUGUAGGAAUAAAAGCUGAGAAGAUUAUAAAGGAAAGCCACUCUAAAGACAUAGUAGUCAUGGAUUUCCUCAAACGAGCCAGCACAUCAUAUAUUCAGUGUGCUACACAUAUGCAAAAAAAGCUACCCUUGGAUAAUGCCAUGCUGAGAGCUGUUUCUGCUAUUGAUCCAGAUGCACGGGGCCACAAUGAGACUGUGAAAUGUCUUAAAACCCUGAGAGACAGUCUUAGACAUUUUCUCAGUGAUGAUGAUGUUGAGAAGUUAUCUUUAGAAGUGCACAGAUUUCAAGUAGAUACAUCUCUUCCUUCUUUAAAAAAAGCUUAAUGUGGAUGAAUGGUGGGCAGCAGUUGGAGAAACCCAGAAAUAUCCUGCUCUAACCAAGAUGGUCAUGCCGAUUUUGACAUGUUUUCAUGGACCCAUGGUCGAAUCAUCUUUCAAUUUGAUGGGGGACAUUAUUGACCCCAAAUCCUCGAAGAUGAAUGUCAGCACCGUCAAUGCUAUACAGACAGUGAAACAUGGACUGAAUGCUACGCAGACAACUGCUCUUGAAAUGUUCCACAAAGAAGAUGUGCUACACACCAGUGGACAAGCAGCUGUCUGAACAUGAGGAGUGUUGCAAAACAGCGAUGGAAAGACCUAGCUCUUUUGAAACAGAAACGACUUGACACGUUUAAGGACAAAUUGACCCAUAUUCCACCAAACAGUCAGGCCAGACUAUUAGUUGCCGAAGCUGAAAAGAUUGCAAGAAUGCAGCACCAAAAAGCACAGAAGAGGAAGGCCAUAGACAGAUUACAUCAUUUAUGUGCCAAAAAGAAAGCCAGAAUGUAACCCAUGUGCAUUUAAAUAUCUUCGUGCAUUUAUACUUACUGUAAAUAGGACAUUCACCACUUUGAAAUUAUUUGACAUUAUUUGUCAUCUAAUAGUGGAAAAUUGUGAACAAUCAUCUCUGAUGUACAUGUUUCUUUUAAACAAUUACUGGAUUACAUUGAUCAACAAGAGAACUUCUACUGCUUAACAUUUGUUGUUGAUCAACUGAACUAAAGAACUGCCUACAUAUUAUUUCUGAUAUAUCAACAAAAGAACUUUCACUACUUAGCAUUUGAUAUUGAACUGCCUACACUUAACAUUUGUCAUUGAUUGAUCAUCUAAAGAACUUGCUACUACAGUACUUGUGAUUGGUUUAUCAAUUGAAGAACGUCCUAGUUCUUACUCAACUAAAUUGGUCCUGACAAUACUUGUUUGUCACUUUAAGGUAUGGUUAACUCAGUUUUACUGUCUGUAUUGUUUAUUAAGUUUUUGUAAUUUUGAAGACUUAAUGUGAUAAAUAUUAUGAAUUUAUCUUUUAAAAAUCUAUUGUUCAUGUUCUUUUUUUUACUCUAAAGUGCCAGGAGAGAGCCCCUGAGAGCAUCAAUUUUUUUUUUAAUCCUGGGGGAGCACCCACAAACCUCCACACGUGGAGGGGGAAAUCACCCCUCCUCGACCCUCCCCCAUCACGGCCUUUGGCCGUGUACUGUCCGUUUGCGCCCAGUUCGCAAAGUUUUCAGCUGAUUUCAUCAAGUGUCAAUGUCAUGCCUGCAGUCUUUGAAUGCUUAACACACAAUGAACAACACCUGUAGUAACGGGUGUAGGUAGCAAGAUAAAUCGUAUUAUUAUUUGUAUGUGUUCAUACCUGCAUUGCAUCAUACUGAUCUGUCUAAAAUAAUAAAUUCAGAUCCCUAU
Molecule: messenger RNA, 3026 nt
Organism: Gigantopelta aegis
Lineage: Eukaryota; Metazoa; Mollusca; Gastropoda; Neomphalida; Peltospiridae
Exons: 1
Coding region: 258-1631 (457 amino acids)
Source: RefSeq, a predicted model, not a curated record